UCACUGAUCGGCGAGCAUCACUGUCGACCCUCGCUGUCCAAUGUGGGUCACUGUCGACCCAAUUUCGCCAAAUAGUUUUACUCAUAAUUUUUUUUCUCAUUUCUCAUAUGCAAUCCAUUGCUGUUGACUUCGCUUUCAGUUUUAUGGACAGCUCAACUGGUUGGAUGGGCGGUGGAUAGUGCAACUGGUUGAAUUGAGUCGAAUAAAAAAAAUGUUGAACUUGAUUAAGAGUCCUCCUAUAGAGGCUACCUACCGGUUCUGAGUCCUUUCCUCCUCUCCCCAUCUCCUCUCUCUCUCUCUCUCUCUCUCUCUCUCUAUUUCUUUACUAACCUCUGAUUCCCCCCUUCGGACACUCGUUGACACGGAGUGAGAGAGGAAGAGAGAUGGCAAUCUUCUUCUACAUCUGUUGCGGUGCAGCUUCCCUUUUCCUGUUGUUUCCGUGUCUCUGUGUAUUGAGAAUCUUCAUAGGGAAAUCUCUAGGCAGCAAGGCGUACCCACCUGUGAAAGGAACUAUGUUCCAUUUGCUUAGAUGCUUGGAUAGUCUCUAUGAUUACCAAACAGAAGUUGCUGCCCAUAACAAGACAGUCAGGUACCUUUUCUUCUCCCAGAGCGAAGUCUACACUGCAGACCCGCAGAACAUCGAGUAUAUCCUGAAGACCAACUUUGCUAACUAUGACAAGGGAGGGUAUCAUCAGGAGAUAACGAAGGAUCUUCUUGGAGAUGGUAUUUUUGCAGUGGAUGGUCAGAAAUGGCGUCACCAAAGAAAAGUAGCAAGCUACGAGUUCUCCACCAAGAUGCUGAGAGAUUUAAGCAGCGUCGUUUUUCGGAGGAACGGAGCUGUCCUUGCACAGAAGAUUUCAGAUAAUUUAGAGGCCGAUCAGCCCAUGGAUAUGCAUGAAUUAUUAACUAAAUAUUCCAUGAACACCAUAUUCGAAGUUGGAUUUGGGCUCAAAUUGAAUAUUUUGGAUGGAUCUAAUGAGGAAGCGAUUGCAUUCGCCAAGGCUUUUGAUGAAUCGAACGCUUUGACAUUUCACCGUUACGUUGACUUAUUCUGGAAGGUCGAGAGAUUUUUCAAUGUUGGUACAGAAGCAACACUCAGAAAAAAUAUUGCAGUGAUUGAUGAAUUCAUCUAUAAAAUCAUCAGUUCUAGACGGAAGCAGUACUUGUGCCAUCAAAGUUCAUAUGUGAAGGAAGAUAUUCUGUCAAGGUUCCUUUUGGAAAGUGAGAAGAAUCCGGAGACCAUGAACGAUCGUUACUUGAGGGAUAUCAUUUUGAACUUCAUGUUUGCCGGGAAAGAUACGACUGGGGGCACGCUUUCAUGGUUCAUAUAUUUGCUCUGCAAGCAUCCUCUUAUACAAGAGAAGAUUGCACAGGAGGUCAAGGAAAUAGUUGGUUCUUGUGAAAAAGGACAGUUUACUCAGUUUGUGGAAAAACUUACAGAAGGAGCAUUAGAAAAGCUGCAGUAUCUUCAUGCUGCUUUGAGUGAAACCUUGAGAUUGUACCCUGCAGUCCCCCUUGAUAGACAGUGUGCAUGCGAGGAUGACAUCCUCCCUGAUGGAUUCAAAGUGAAGAAAGGUGAUGGAGUCAACCAUGUAACUUACGCGAUGGGCAGGAUGAAGUACAUCUGGGGCGACGAUGCGGAGGAUUUCAGGCCAGAGAGAUGGCUCCACGAUGGAGUUUUCCGACCAGAAUCCGCUUUCAAAUUUCCAGCAUUUCAUGCUGGUCCACGGACGUGCUUGGGUAAAGAUUUCGCGUAUCGGCAGAUGAAGAUAGUAGCUGCAUUGCUUACCGCUUUCUUUAGAUUCAAUCUAAAGGACCCAUCUAAAGAGGUGACUUACAAAACUAUGCUGACCCUUCACAUUGAUCAGGGCCUUCAUGUCCGCGCAGUUCAUCGGCUUCUUUGAGGCUCAAUUGUCUUAUUCACGAGAGAAUACUGGAGAUAAAAUAUGAAUGUAUGAUCGUAGUGAAACUUUGUUCUUUCCUUGUUUAAAGCAGACUGCUUAAGCUAAGAACUUAAUUGGAUGCAGUACAAGAAUCCCUAGUGAAAACACUAGAGCUGAAAAAUCUUUAGAGA
This is a messenger RNA of Nymphaea colorata (pocket water lily), 2074 nucleotides long. RefSeq names its product cytochrome P450 704C1-like. The transcript has 6 exons. Gene Ontology annotation, molecular function: iron ion binding; monooxygenase activity; oxidoreductase activity, acting on paired donors, with incorporation or reduction of molecular oxygen. The coding region runs from base 384 to 1904 and encodes 506 amino acids. NCBI's taxonomy places the organism in Eukaryota, Viridiplantae, Streptophyta, Magnoliopsida, Nymphaeales, Nymphaeaceae. The record is from RefSeq and is a predicted model, not a curated record.